Molecule: messenger RNA, 1032 nt
Organism: Plectropomus leopardus (leopard coralgrouper)
Lineage: Eukaryota; Metazoa; Chordata; Actinopteri; Perciformes; Serranidae
Source: RefSeq, a predicted model, not a curated record
GCUCUGUGAUUUUAGGACGUUUCUGUUGGCUCUCGUCUGAUCAGUACAUCAGCUGAUGUAUUGAUAUCAGCUGAUGUAUUGAUGAGUUCAUAGUCAGCUGAUGUUUCAGUGAGUUUAACCCCUCGGUGUCUGCUCAGGGAUCAUUGAGCGGGCGGGCGGCUCCAUGGAGGAGGAGAUGGGGCAGCUGCGGCGCUCCGGCUCUCCGGCAGAGGGCGAGUUUUCGCUCAGCGACGUCUUCUACUUCUCUAAGAAAGGUUUGGAGAGCAUCGUGGACGACCAGGUGACGCAGCGCUUCUCCUCCGAGGAGCUGGCCUCCUGGAACCUCCUCACCAGAACCAACCAGAACUUCCGCUACAUCAGCCUCCGCCUCACCGUCAUCUGGGGGCUCGGCGUCUUCGUGCGCUACUGCGUCCUCUUCCCGCUCAGGAUCACUCUGGCCCUCAUCGGCCUCUCCUGGCUCGUCAUUGGGACCGUGCUGGUUGGAUUUAUGCCUAACAGCAGUGUGAAGAACUGGCUGAGCGAGCUGGUCCAUCUGACCUGUUACAGGAUCUGCGCUCGAGGACUCUCAGCCACCAUCCACUACCACAACAGGGAGAACAAACCUCAGAAAGGAGGAAUCUGCGUCGCCAAUCACACGUCGCCCAUCGACGUGGUGAUUCUGGCCAACGACGGCUGCUACGCCAUGGUGGGUCAGAUCCACGGCGGCCUGAUGGGGGUCAUCCAGAGGUCCAUGGUGAGGUCGUGUCCUCACGUUUGGUUCGAGAGGUCGGAGAUGAAGGACCGCCACACUGUGACCAGCAGGCUCAGAGCUCACGUCGCAGCAAAGACCAAACUUCCCAUCCUGAUUUUUCCUGAAGGAACCUGCAUCAACAACACUUCAGUCAUGAUGUUCAAGAAAGGAAGCUUUGAGAUCGGAGGGACCAUCUACCCCGUCACAAUAAAGGUACAACUCAUGAAGAUUCAAUCCCAGAAAUUACAUAAAGGAAAUUAUUUUGGUGACUUGUGACAUCAGGCCUCAUGAAGCAACUCUCC